This is a messenger RNA of Caenorhabditis angaria, 881 nucleotides long. Lineage: Eukaryota; Metazoa; Nematoda; Chromadorea; Rhabditida; Rhabditidae. The record is from the annotation of a GenBank genome assembly.
AUGCAAAUUCAGCCCGAAAAACUUGGGGGAGAGAGAGAAAAACCAAAAAUUGGCUCAUCAACAAAAAGUGCGUCAGCGCGCGCACUGGAAAUGCGUCAAUAGUGUGCGUCUGGCGCACUUCCAGUGCAUUUUUUCAUUUUUUUUUAAUUUUUGCGCGGGAUUUGGGAUUUUCCGGGUUUCCCGGGUGUUUUUGGUGUGAAAUCGUCUGAAAAUAAGUGCAGGAUUGUUAAUUUCACCCUGGGAACCCAUGAGAAUUCGUUGAAAUCCCCAAAAAAUCACAUUUUUGUUUAGAAAUGUUGUCUCGAUCACUUCGCUCUGCCUCAAGAAUUGUGCGCUGCUAUUCACAAGCCGCCGGACUUCCGCUAAGUGAAGGAGCUCCAGCAAACUUGCCUUCGUCUGAAGAUCGUCAAAUUUCACCGAAAAUUGCGGGUUUGGUUGAUGAAAUUGCAAGUUUGUCGCUUUUAGAUGUGAGUUUUCCAAGGUUUUUGGAAAAUCGUGGCUUCACCAACAUUUUCCAGGUCUCCGAUCUCAACUGGGCUCUCAAAAAACGUCUCAACAUCCCCGAUCAACCAUUAAUGUCAGCCGCAGCGUUCGCAAUGCCUGCCGCAGCCGCCGCACCAACCGCCGCAGCUGCAGAAGAAGCCGCCUCCGAUGUGCCGCAAAAAAUGACGUUCACCGUGAAAUUGACGAAAUUCGACGACACCAAGAAGAUCGCAAUCAUCAAAGAGAUUCGUAACUGUGUGCCGGGUUUGAAUUUGGUGCAAGCCAAGAAGUUUGUCGAAACCGCGCCGGUUAAUGUGAAAGAGGAUUUGGGUAAGGCAGAAGCCGAAGAAUUGAAGAGUCUUUUGGAGAAGGCUGGAGCUACUAUUGAGAUUGUCUAG